This is a messenger RNA of Dichomitus squalens LYAD-421 SS1, 1554 nucleotides long. Its product is annotated as glucosyltransferase. Gene Ontology annotation, molecular function: dolichyl pyrophosphate Glc1Man9GlcNAc2 alpha-1,3-glucosyltransferase activity. Gene Ontology annotation, cellular component: endoplasmic reticulum membrane. The record is from RefSeq and is a predicted model, not a curated record. Gene Ontology annotation, biological process: protein N-linked glycosylation. Bases 1 to 1554 code for a protein of 517 amino acids. The transcript has 12 exons. NCBI's taxonomy places the organism in Eukaryota, Fungi, Basidiomycota, Agaricomycetes, Polyporales, Polyporaceae.
AUGACGAAGACGGACUGGGACAUACUCAUUGCCUCAACAUGUCUCAAGCUACUGCUGUUCCCCGCAUAUCGAUCCACAGACUUUGAGGUGCAUCGCAAUUGGCUCGCCAUUACCCAUUCACUGCCGAUAUCUAAGUGGUACUACGAUACUACCUCUGAAUGGACACUGGACUACCCCCCAUUUUUCGCGUACUUUGAGAAGCUACUGUCCAUCCCAGCGUAUUUCGUCGACCCUCGUAUAGUGGACCUCAAUAACCUCAACUAUGAUUCGUGGUCCGUUAUAGCGUACCAGCGUACUACUGUUAUUGUGACAGAGCUUGUGCUUGGAGCGGCCGUUCUCAAAUUCAUUCGUGGGGCAGAGAAUCCGGCGAUGCAGCGCAUCAUUUCCGCGUCCCUCUUCUUACAUCCCGGAUUCUUGAUCGUGGACCAUAUACACUUCCAGUAUAAUGGUUUCAUGUUCGGGAUUCUGUUGUGGUCAAUACUGAUGGCUCGGAAUGAUCGCAAGCUAGCGAGUGGUUUCCUCUUUGCUGUGCUGUUGAACUUCAAACACAUCUAUCUCUACCUUGCACCAGCGUACUUCAUAUACCUUCUUCGUUCUUACUGCUUGUCGCCAUCGUAUACUCUCCUUCCUGGUCGCUUCUUAUCACUAGCCAACGUCGUGAUCCUGACAUUCCUCGCGUCACUAGGCCCCUUCCUACUCAUGGGCCAGCUUCCUCAGCUUCUGAGCCGUCUAUUUCCAUUUACUCGCGGCUUAAAUCAUGCCUACUGGGCGCCGAAUGUAUGGGCAUUGGUCACGGCACUCGACCGCGUCCUGCUCAAGGUCGUCAGCAGAGGCCAGUUGGCCGGCAUCGCUGUCAACGAGUUCGGCGUCGCAUCCACAUCUCGAGGACUCGUUGGUGAUACGGUCUUCGCGGUCCUCCCAACAGUGAAGCCUAUUCACACCUUCGCAAUCACGGUCGCAUUCCAGACGAUUUACAUGGGCAAGCUGUGGAUGAACACGUCGUAUAAGUCUUUCGUGACAGCGCUUACGCUGUGUGGAUUCACGUCUUACAUGUUCGGGUGGCAUGUGCACGAGAAGGCUAUCCUCCUUGUAUUAGUGCCGUUGAGUCUGCUUGCUGCCGAGGACAACGAACACUUUCGCACCUUCGAGAUAGCCUCAGUGGCCGGUAUAUUCUCUCUGUUCCCGUUAUUGUUUACGCCAGCAGAAACAUUGACCAAGAUCAUUUACUCGGUCCUCUGGGUCAUCUUCGUCUUGCGGCCUAUCCACCGUCAAGUCUAUCAGUUCCCGAGAUCGUUUCCUUUCGUGGUUAUCGACGUCCUUGAGAGGCUGUAUCUUGCGUGCUUCCCGCUUCUCCAAAUCUUCGUUACGGUGUUCCCGCUCUUGACGAAACGGACCACUCCGGUUGAUGGCACUUCUGACCACGCCGAUGCAGCGGAUACUGGAGUUUCUGCGCUCAAAUUCUUGCCUUUGAUGGUAACGAGCGUGUACUGUGCUAUUGGGCUUGUAUGGGCUUUUAUCCGUCUUUCUGUAAUCUACCUCGCUCGCCAAGAUUGA